UGACUAUUACAAUAAUUCUGGCUACUUUAACUUUUCUUACUAUUUUAAAUAAAAUUCCAAUCUUUAAUAGACACAUGCGUUUAAAACUGCUUUGCGUCAUUUGUUGAAUGAGUAUAUUUGUUCCUUUAAUAAUCCACCAGUCAUUUAAAUUUACAUCGCGCCAUAGCAACAAUAUGGAGUCCAUUUGAAGUAAUGGUGAUUAUGGUGUAGGAAUGCAAGCAUCUCAUCAUGCCCAUCACAAAGAUUCCAGUGGUGCACAAAUUUGGCAUCAUUUCACAAAGUCAGCGCAUAGAGCUACAAGAGAGACUACUCCAACAGAGUUAUGAACUGAGCCUCAAGAGUAAAAAGGUUCAAAUUUCACAGAGAAAUCCAUUUGAAGUCACAGAGGAAUUCAUUCAACAAUACAAUAAUGCACCAAACCUGGAAGAAAAAGAACACUGUGAGGAAAUAGGAAGAAAAAUGCUUGAAAGAGCAAAGAGAAGAGCAGGAAUACGAAACUGUGGAAUGGGUGAUCAUGUGAAUUUGCCAAUGGCUUGGACAGAACUUGCAAUGUUGGCACAAUGCAAAGGACAGAUGGAGGAAGAAUGCCUGGAUGUUCUGAUAGCAUCUUUGGACAUAUCACCUCUUGGCAAGUAUCAAAUCCCAGCACUUUUCUUUCUGGCUGAAAUCAUGCUUUACUGGCUCAGAACAGAGGCAUUUUACCAGCAAUACCUCCGCACAAGUGAAAUUAAAUUGUUAAAGAUGGGUCAGUUGGUAUUCCAGCGUCUUUUUUAUCAUCACAUGGUUGGUCAACUGCAGGGCCAUUCUGAUUUCAAGAAUAGACUGUUUAUGUACACAGAUGGUCUUGCAGGAUUCCAGCACAUCUACGACCCUUACCCAAAUGCUCUUCUUUCUUUGCGGUUUAUCAUCGAAGUGUCAAAAAUCAUCCUUGCGGAUGCAGUUAUUGACGCUGGCGAGGUGAAAGAAGCAGACAACUUACACAACAUACCUAAGUACAAUGAAGAUAAAGUUAACUUGGAAACCAAAGAGAUGGACAAGAAAGAGACGAAAAACAAAGAAGUCUUUGCAGCUCACAGUGGUGCCAUCAGUAGUAGUGUCCAUGAUUUGUCACCAACUCUCUGGCAUGCUCUUGAUUUGUGGAGGUGCAUUAAUUCCAUUAGUGGAGGAAUCCAGGAUGCACUCAAGGCACUGGCAAAAUGUGGUCUUGGGCUGGCUAAUGAGAGCUGGGUGGAUGGCGUAAUUGCUCUCAACAUUUUGGCUGACUCAGCCAGGAGCAGCAUAGCCGCCAUGAAGGUACUCCACAACCUGGCAAAGGGAGUGUGGGCCACAGACCACCUUCUCACACCACAUCUUGGCAGUCACUACGGCCAUUCAGGCACUUUCAGUAGUAAUGGCAUCAAUGAUAUGGUGAUACAGAAACAACUCAGUUCCCAGGACAGUUUUUUCAGCUUCAAGCCUUCUCUUAGUGACAUAUAUGAACACAGCAAGGAAGGGGAUCAAGGCAGGAAGUUUGGGUUGUUGACAUCGGCAACAAGAUCACAAUCAGUCACAACCAGCAGCUGUUCCAGAAGCUCACCAACCAGCAAGCAAGGUACUUCAGCAUCUCAGACAGGGGAUGAGAAUUCCUCUGAGACUCUGGGAUCACCUUAUGCCAAAGAUAUUCCUUUGAAGGAAUCAUCUGAACACAGACCAACAAAGUCAUGUGAGGUGUCUUUUGAUGAAACUACUCCUGAGCUUCAGCAUGGUGAUGGCAAGAAUAAAAAGUCUGGACCUUUCAAAAAAUAUCUACACACAGCAAAUUUUUUCCAACAGCUGUCCACUGACUCAGGGCAGCGCAGUACUAGAAGUGACACAGCUGUAGGCACUGGUACUAGACCUGAAGUUGGCUCUGAAUUUUUUACCAACAGAGGGUCUAAUGCUAGUUCUGUACCAACAUUUACCAACAUUCCAUUGACAGAUUUGCCUGGUAUUAAUGGCUGGAACUGGGAGGUGGCCUUUACGUACGCUGAUAUGCUAGCCAAUAUUUGCAUUCAUGGGAGAUCAGCUAGUAUCCAGAAGAUGGCAUUAGUUGGCAUUCACAAAGAAAUGCUAGAUCCUUACCAUCAUCAGGUGACCACAGACCAAGUGCCCAGCGCAGGCCUUUUAAACCUGGCAACAUUCCAUGUUGUCAGUGAAGCACACGAUGGGGAAGGAUUGAAUGAUUGGAGCUGGCGGGUCCGUUUUGGAGCCAUCCAGGCUUUGGUAAAAGUUGUUAAUUGCCUCCAGGGAGACAAAUCAAAGGAGGGUCUACGAACAACUGCAUGGAAUGCACUGCUGCGUGUUAAUACUAUGGAGAAGGAUAGUCGUUUGGAGGCACUUCAAGUUGGGCAGGUUCAUACAAACCUUGAGAAGCUCCUGGGAAAAGAAGCCACAGAAAAUUACACCUCCAUAGGAUCUAGAAUCGGUGCAGGUCUCUCAGUGAUAUACCUGCCCCCUCUUCCACCACCUAUAGACUUGUCUGCGCCAAAAGCUAGACAUCAGAAAGCUGCUAAGAAGCAGCUGCACCACAGACCCUCUCAUAAACAAUCUCUACGCACUUCACUGAAACAAGAGCUGGACUUGGCCUCUACUUUACAACAGCCACCUGUGAAUUACAACACGCGCACCAGUUUUGACCUUCGCCGAAUUGUUGAGGACCAGUGGCGGAAGGAAAUGCAAAAGAAUCUGGAGGAUGAGGAAGAAGAAAGGAGAAAAAAACUGGAGGUUAAGCAGAAAGACCAGGAAGGGCUUCAGAGACUUACAGAAUUGAACAGAGCACAAAAACUGUUGAGCCUUGAGAGAAAGUGAUUCUGUUUUUGAAAGUUGAUGAAAGAUUGAUACCACACUACUUUUUAGCUUAUUUUUAAAACAAGAAUGCAGCCUUGGUUUUCCACUGCUGUUUAAGAAGAUUUUAAGAGAAAGUAUUUUGAUACUGUACAAAACAUUUUGGACUGGGAGGCUGUAAGUUGUCUUACAAUUUAACAUGUUAUAUUUCAUCAGCAAUAUCCUUCUUUCUUGAUGCGGGAUUAGAUCAUGCUCAUGAAAAAGAUAGCGAACUGGAUGGUGCAGAUGUCAAAGAAUUUUUUAGAACAGGAGGGGGUAAAAAAUCUUAUAUGAACAGAAGUAGGAACAUUCUAAAUGGCAGUGACCAUCCUUUACAAGGAGAAACUAAAAAUUUACCAAGGACAGUGACUAUGUAAAAUUAUCAGUAGAGACAACUACACAAAGACCCCAAAAGGGAUAUGAAAUGAUAAGAAAUCAUGUUUCUUUGAUGUUGGAGAAAUGUUGUAUGUUGCUUAGUAACUAGCAAAGGAAAGUCUGUUUAAUAAGCAUGAUGUACAGACACAACAUUAUCAACACAAUUUCUCCUUCCAAAUUAUAUAUAUAUAUUUACAUGACUUUUUUGCUCAAGAGAGAUAUUUUCUUUUUAAAUUAGUCUGUGAUAGUCCUAUUGCUAACCAUUCUUACUAAGACACUUUAAAGAAAUAUAUUUUUCAGGAAGUGCUGCUUCUUACAAACUGUGUUUUGUGAUUGUGUGUUUGAGGGAUGGAUGGGUGAGGGUACUGGAAUGGGCUGAGGGAGAAGAGAAAGACUAAAAGUGGUAAGCCUUGGUUUUGAUUUUAAAGAAUAAAAAACAUGAAUUCUAAAAAUGUCUCAUAUAUUCACUCUUGGCAUAUUCAAAAUUCUCAUAUUAUCACAAUACAUUUACAUCUUAUCAUGCGUGUAGUUAAUUUUUUAAACUAUGUUUCCAUUGUGUAAUUAAUUUCUUUCCUAUCGAGCUGGUGUGCUAGUGGUGGUAAAGGAAUGGAAGAUUGGGUACGGGUUGCAAGAAGGGCUUUGAAGGGAAUGAGUGUUAUGUGGGAUAGAUGAGGUAUGGUGGCCGGGCUACCCUCCGCAAAACCACGAGAGCCCCAUAACAAUUCUGCUUCCAGCCUCCUCCUCCUCUCAGCCCAUGAAAUUGCUGGCUGAGUCUAUAUUUGGUUGUGACAUAAUAAUAAUAAUAAAUGUAUUAUUUAUAUAGCGAAUAAUCACGCUUAUAAAGGAGCAUGCUCUCAGCAUACAAGACCAGUAGGAGAUAUGGACAAAAUAUUAUAAGGACAGAAAAAAGAAACAACUAUGCAGACAUUAUUAGAGACAAACAUAUCGUAGACACAAAAAGAAAUUAGGUAACAAACAGUAAGAAUGGAGAGUCUCAUAAAUAUGAAAAACGUUUAACCUUUAAGCUUAUAAAAAUGCAAAUUCUUGUCAGGUUUGACUUCUAACUAGAUAUUGCUUGCAUAUAUUUCAAAACCAUUUUCCUCGUUUUGUUUUUUUUUACACCAGUACACAGUUAAGUCACAGCUAGCAUUAUCACAACAUUUCAUAAUGCCAUGUAAAUUUGAUACACUUAUACACUGUUAACCUACAUUUUCUCAUUUUCAUAGACAAGUUUAUUAGGUUUUUUAAGUGGUUUUUAUUUUUUCCACGGUUAUUCUGACUAAAUUUCUCUACAUUUUUCUCUUGUGGUCCUCCUCACUCUGUUGAUUUGGAAACGUGCUCUACCUCAUCGGCCGAGCAAAGGCUAGGCGUAUUGCUACAUGCUGCGACUUGUAGAUGCAGACAUUCUAAAUGGCAGUGGCCAUCCUUUACAAGGAGAAACUCACAAUUAUCAGGAGACAAUCAUACAAAGAGCCAAGAAGGGAUGACAAAUGUUAGGAAAUCAUGUUUGUUUGAUGUAGGAGGCAUGUAGUAUGUAGCAAUGUAACUAACAAAGAAUGCCAGAUGCAACAUUAUAAACUAUUUAUCUAUCUAUUCCUUUUCGUGCAUCAGGUUGCACAUAAGGUCUCAACCAAAGUCCGCCCCCGAUGUCGAUCGGCUGAAACCCGCUCCAGGUGACCCCAUAUCCAGCCGUUUCCUUUCAUCUCUCUUUCCACGUUUCUUUUCCAAAACAUUAUAAACACAUCUUGCAAAUUAUCUGUUAUAUAUUUGUAAUAUUUUCUCAAGAGAGAUAUUUUCUUUUUAUCAAGUCCUAUUGUUAAUAAUUCUUAAAAGGACAUUUUAAAGCCUUUAUUUUUCAGAAAGUACUGCUUCCCACAAACUCUGUUUUGUGGUUGUGUGUUUGAAAGAUGGGGGGAGGGGGAGAUUAGUGUUUUACGCCCAGCAACUAAAGCUAUAUCACAGCAAGGCAGCCAGCCUUGUAAACAGAUAGUAAAUGCAGAGAAAGAACAAUGUGCACGAGACAAGAGCUGAACCCAGGACAGCCAACCCUCACUGGUGACAGACACUAAUUGUUGUGCCCCUUGAAUGGGCUGAUGGAGGAGAGAAAGACUUUGGCUUUCCUUUUAAAGAAUGAACAUUCUAAAAUAAAA
This is a messenger RNA of Pomacea canaliculata, 5366 nucleotides long. RefSeq names its product transmembrane protein 232-like. Lineage: Eukaryota; Metazoa; Mollusca; Gastropoda; Architaenioglossa; Ampullariidae. The record is from RefSeq and is a predicted model, not a curated record.